AUGUUAGUAAUCCGUGGUAGGUUGUGGAAGGGGUGGUCGGUUAGUAUUUGUACCGUGGAAGAGAGGAGUGGUAGAGAGUAUUUUUCGUGUUAUUCGUUCAUUAGCAUUCAAUAGGUUUCAGUGAUUUCAAUUAUUGUGUACCCACGAUGGGGGAUGGUGGUUCAGUGUGCGGAGCGUGCGCGUUGUAGAAGGAAUAAAGAGGAAUAAGGAGAAUAGGGUGAGCAGCGUGCGUAGUCGUUGUUUGUUGUUGCUUAAGUGUCGGUUGAUUGGGUUUAUACACCCGUUCCUCAACUGCGAAAACUGAUAACGCGAAGUGUGGUGUGAGUAUUUGUUAUUAGUGCGAAGAGAGAAGAAAAACACUCAUAUUUUCAUGCUUGGAGUGAACUGAGUUCAAUUUCUGUACUCCCAGGUGCGUUAGUUCACAUGUAUUGUAUGCCUUUUAUUAUUAAUUUGUGCUAAAUAUUAUAUUCUCAUCAUAAACAUUAUGCCCAAAGUAAGAAGAAGUAAGAAGUCACCCCCGGAAGGAUGGGAACUAAUUGAACCGACUUUAGAAGAACUGGAACAAAAGAUGCGUGAAGCGGAAACAGAACCUCACGAAGGAAAGAGGAAAGUAGAAGCAUUAUGGCCAAUUUUCAAGAUUCACCAUCAGAAAUCACGUUACAUCUAUGAUUUAUUCUAUCGGAGGAAAGCCAUUAGCAGAGAAUUGUAUGAAUACUGUCUGCGAGAGAACAUAGCCGACAAGAAUUUAAUUGCAAAGUGGAAAAAACAAGGCUAUGAAAACCUGUGCUGCCUUCGAUGCAUCCAAACAAGGGACACCAAUUUUGGCACAAAUUGCAUAUGCAGAGUGCCAAAAGGGAAACUUGAGGAAGGUCGCAUUGUGGAGUGCAUUCACUGUGGAUGUCGAGGCUGCUCCGGAUAAUAAAGAAAUGUUAGGAACAUUUGUGGCUCAGAUAACUUGUAAGUUGUGACAGUUUGGGUCUGUGAGCAGUACCAGGGUGACCACCUGUCAGUAACGAUGAAGUGUGUUUAUUGCAGUGUAAAUGUGUAAAACAUCAGAUACAGAUGAGGCAAUGCCUAUCUGAUGACUGAAGAAACAAUUUAUAUUGUGUUAUAGAGGCUCAUUGUGAAUUAUUUGUAAGCAGAAAGAUACUGUCAUGUGUAUUAGUGACUAAAGACAUGGGUUUGGA
Messenger RNA from Cryptotermes secundus, 1187 nucleotides. It is a transcript of the gene l(1)10Bb, whose product is annotated as protein BUD31 homolog. The record is from RefSeq and is a predicted model, not a curated record. Gene Ontology annotation, biological process: mRNA splicing, via spliceosome. The transcript is spliced from 4 exons. Lineage: Eukaryota; Metazoa; Arthropoda; Insecta; Blattodea; Kalotermitidae. Bases 485 to 919 code for a protein of 144 amino acids. Gene Ontology annotation, cellular component: spliceosomal complex; nucleus.